This is a messenger RNA of Acyrthosiphon pisum (pea aphid), 3690 nucleotides long. RefSeq names its product TBC1 domain family member 23 (gene TBC1D23). Bases 508 to 2460 code for a protein of 650 amino acids. Lineage: Eukaryota; Metazoa; Arthropoda; Insecta; Hemiptera; Aphididae. The record is from RefSeq and is a predicted model, not a curated record. Gene Ontology annotation, cellular component: trans-Golgi network. The transcript has 13 exons. Gene Ontology annotation, biological process: retrograde transport, endosome to Golgi.
ACACUUGACAUCAUUGAAUGUGAUAGGUGUACGUGUAGUAAGUAAUAGGUAUUACUGGUAUUAGGUAGGUAACCUUUACAAAUGUGUAAUACUGAAAUGUUAAUGUAGAACAUAUACCAACAAUAAUUAAUCAAUUGUUCAUAUUAAUUGUAUUUCUUGUCUAUUGAAUUUAAUAUUUUUAUUAUUAAACAAUUUUUGCAAGUGUGAAUAAAUUUAGAUUUUUGGUUCCUACGCGUUGUCACUGCAGUCACCUAUAUAGUCUAUUUAAUUUAUAACGAUUUAUGGUUACCUAUUUUUCUCAUUUGUAUACUGUUUACCACAUUCUUUACUAUUAUAUGCUGAUUAUUACUGCGACACCGCUAUAAUAAUAUUGCUGAAGUAUAUUAUCUGUUAUAAGUAUUUGACCAUUAACAAAGAAAUCACUGUAAAUUGACAAUGUUACACCUAUGUUUUCUUCUCAAAUGUAUUCAAUACAUAAUUUGCUAGUCUAGAUAAAUAAGAUUUAAGAUGUCUGAAGAAGAAGAUGAAGGAUGGAUGAAAGCGUUAGAAAAAGCCCUUUGCGAGAAAGAUGAGUCUCCACUUAGUGAAGAAUCUGGCAAUUUUACUGUAAUUGCCAAUGAAUGUAGGGGUCAGAUGUGGCGUCAGUUACUGACUCGUGAUGAUGAUACUAUUCAAACUUUGUUAGAUGAGAGACCAAUUAUAAAGAACAUAGAACAGUUGGAGCUUGACUGUCAAAUGUUAAUUGCUUCUUUAGAAAUUGAAGAUGAAGAUGAAAAAUUAAACUGUUUGUCAGACACUGAAGCGAUACUGGUGACAAUGUGUAAAAUAUAUAAUAUAGAUACGUAUGAUAUAAGUAAGAAAUGGUCAUCAAUAAUUCGGCCGAUUAUAUCAUUAAAACUACCCCGAAUUGAUACAUAUACUAUGUUCCGUGCGGUUGAUGAAGAGUACAUAGCUAAACAUCAAGACUGUUAUCAUUUAUUACGGAUAUUGUUAUUAUAUCACGAUCCAGAGUUGUGUAAUUUACUAGAUUCUCUGAAAUUGGGUCCAGAACUUUAUAGUGACUCAUGGAUACAAACUUUAUUUUCGGAAACAUGUUCUUUAGAAGUUAUUUUAACUAUUUGGGAUUUAUACUUAGCAAAAAAAGACAAGUUUUUUAUAUUUUUCUUAGCUUUAGUAUUCAUCAUCAAUGCAAGGGAUCAUAUAUUUUCAUUAAAACAUCAACCCAAAACACAAUUGAUUGAAAUUCUUGGGAGUUUGCCAUCACAAUUGGCCAUAGAUGAUAUAAAUGAUUUUUGGUCUUUGGCAGAAUAUUAUGACAAACAAACACCUUCAACUUUUAUAAAAGAUGUUGCUGGAUAUAUUUUUGACCCAAAGCUGCAGAAUAAAGGAAUUUCACAAAUGUUAUGCCUUCCAAUCAGUGUAACCGAAUUAGUAUCUCAUACAAAUAGAACAGUGACAAACAGCUUGAAAUUUUUUGUUAUGGAUUGCCGACCUGCAGAACAAUACAAUGCUGGACACUUGCCUAUUGCCUUUCCAUUGGACAGUACUUUACUUUUGGAAGAUCCUGUUUCUUUUUGGACUGCAGUUGAAGGGUUAUUAUCAUGUCAAAAGCAGAGCUUUGCAGAGGGCCGUUCAGGGGGAGGAGAACAUUGGUGUUUCUCAGGUUGUGGUAGUGGUUUAGAUGCUAACCAAAAUACCCACAUGGUUGUAUCUGCUUUUCUACAAAAACAUUCUCUCUAUGUUUCUAUGUUAAAUGGUGGCUAUCAAGCACUCCAUGAAUAUUUUGAAAAAAACAAUAUUGAUGGCUUGAGUGAUCAUGAUCGUAAUAGAUGUUCACAGUGUCUAUGUAGCCCGCAUAAAAAUAAGGAACGAUUGACUCAGACAAAUUCAACUAAUGAACUGUUUUCUAAGCUCGGUGUGGCGAUGAGAUCAAAAUCAUUUGAAGUCAAAGGUAAAUUAAUGGAUUUUUUAUCAAGUAAUAACAAUAGUACAAAGAAUGAAAAAACAGAUGGAGGUAGCAAAAGAUACAGAAAUAUGGCACCAGUUUUUGCAAUAGAUGAAGAUGAUAAUAAUCAAGAUUCAGAAGAUGAACUAUAUGAUGCAGCUCAUAAUAAUAGUUUGUCGAUGCUAUUAAAUAAAUCCAAUGUAAUUGCAUCCUUUGAUUGUCAACAUAUCAGAAAUGAUGGAACAGUAAUUCCAGGGAAAUUAGUGUUGACAAAAAAUAACCUUAUAAUAGUCGAAGUAGAUUCAAAAGAUCCUAAUAAAAUCAGUUCAUUGGUAAAUCAUUCACUGGGAACUAUUUUGAAUAUUAAAUGUCGCAAGAAACGGCCGGAUUUGAUUAUUUUUGAAUACUCUGGAGCAGAAAAGGAUAUAGACAGAUUCUUAAUACCACAAUCACAAAAAGCUACCGAUAUUAUAAGUAAGCAAAUAAUGGAUUUCAUUGAACGUGAUGAAAGCUGAUCAAUUUUGUACAACCUGCUACAACAAACGAUUAUAAUAUUAAAAACAAGAUUAAGUACAAUAUUACAUAAUACAAAUAAUAAGAAGUUUGUGAAUGUAAUGCUUUGAUAAAAAAAAAAUGUAUUAUUAAAAAAAAAAAAUUAAGUUUGCUCAUUAAUUAAUAUGAAAAUCAUUUUUUUGUGAAGCAAAAUAAAUCUAUUCAUGUGGAAACAAAAUCAUAUAAUAUUUAGAUAUAUUUGAUAAUUUAUUGUUCGAAAUUUGUUUUGCUAUUGAAAAAUGCAAUAUUUUGUAUUCAAGGGCUGUCUUAAAUUGCCAUAUUUAUGAAAUUAAUGUUAAUUGUUGAUACAAUUAUUUACAGUUCAUUAUUCUUAACUUUCUUGAAAUUACUAUUUAUGUUAUAAUUUAUUUGUUUUCUGUUUAUUUUAAUUAGAUGUAUAAGAAAUUUUAAUAGUGUUAUUUUAUUUUACAUACAAUUUCUUUUGUAUUAAGUUGUUGAAAUUAUGAAAAAUCCUUAUCAACAGAACUUUAAAACAGUGUAAAUAAAGUACAUUGUAUUAUCAUUUUCACAUCCUUCACUUUUUUUAUCUUUAAGGAUUAAGGACUAAUUAAUUAUUAAAUCUAUCAAUUUUAAAUUGAAAUUGAUAAAUUAAUUAACUGGCAAAUAAUUAUUGCAGUUAUGAGUUAUGACCAAAUUAACAUUAUAAUUAUUAAAAAAAUACUUAUUUUUAACCUACAUUGAUAUUUAUUUUUGUUAGAAAAAAUGUUUAUUAAUUAUAUUUUAGUUUUUAUUUAUAAAUUAUUUGAACUAUUAUUAAUAUUUUUUUUACAUACAGUCUUUAAAGAACAUCUUUGUAAUGUUUGUGAUAAGUAGGUAUUAAUGACUUGUUAAUAAAUACAUAUUAUCUAUAUUGUUUAAAUCUAUCUAUUAAAAUUGUAUUCAUUAUGCUUACAUUAAGCUCAUUAAUCAUAACUAGAUCUAAAAAUGCAUUGUAUGAAUUAAAAAAAAAAAAUUUUAAUUAAAUAUAGGCAUGUGAACAGGUGUGACAAUUAACAAAUGGUGCUUUGGUUUCACCUGACUAUUUAUUUUGGAUUUAGUUGGACGAUGACAAUUUAUUUGAAAGGGUUAUAAAUUACACAGUAUAAAUAGUAUUUAAAAUAUAAUGUAUGUUCAUUGUUCAAUAUUGAUAAAAUGAAAAAUUAUAAGGCCUUACAUGUUUAUGUGAACAAAAA